CAAGCGAACAAAACUAUAUGUAUAGUUUCUAUUUCUAUGGUUUUCGAGCGCAUUUCCAUGAUUAGUUUUAUUAUCAUAAAUUAGUAAGCACUACAUUAUGGCAUUGCCAAAUCUUGAACUAGUUUUCGCUAGUGUGGACAAACGCAGAAAUCUGUUGGAUAUAAAAACGCGAGUAACGGGUCCUAAAAACUAUAGUAAUCUUUGAGACUUCAACGAUCUACAACGCCUUCAACAUGAAAUUCGCCAUCGUCCUUUUCGCACUCUUCGCCGUGGCCGUUGCUGCCCCCCCAGAAGUCGAUAUCCAGGAAUAUAGAUCUGAAGUUGAACCCCAUGCCUACAGAUUUUCUGUGAAAACCAGCGAUGGUAGCCAGAAGGAGGAGUCGGGUACGCUGGUAAAUGAAGGAACCGACAAUGAGGGCAUCUCCGCCAAGGGCUCUUUCUCUUAUGUGGGUGAUGAUGGUCAGACCUACAGCGUCAAAUACAUCGCUGACGAGAACGGAUUCCAGCCUGAGGGUGCCCAUCUGCCCGUUGCCCCCGUUGCCUAAGUUUAUAGAGUUAAAAUAAAAUGAUUUAAAAAAAA
This is a messenger RNA of Drosophila biarmipes, 580 nucleotides long. Its product is annotated as larval cuticle protein 65Ag1. The coding region runs from base 234 to 545 and encodes 103 amino acids. The transcript is spliced from 2 exons. Lineage: Eukaryota; Metazoa; Arthropoda; Insecta; Diptera; Drosophilidae. Gene Ontology annotation, cellular component: chitin-based extracellular matrix. The record is from RefSeq and is a predicted model, not a curated record. Gene Ontology annotation, molecular function: structural constituent of chitin-based larval cuticle.